AUGAGAAAUUUGGAGCGCCAAAUGGGACAGCUUGCCAGUGCUCAAAACACUAGACCAGUUCGAGCUCUUCCAAGUGACACUGAAGCUAAUCCUAAGGCAUCCCUUAAUGCCGUGUCGUUGAGGAAUGGGAGACAAUUAGAGGAAGUUCAAUCGAAAAAGAGGAAACAGGUGACUUUUAAUAAGAGGCCAGCCACUAUAGAAUCAACAUCAGAAAAAUCUAAGGAGUUAGAGAAGCCAGCUGGAGAGGCGGUGGCUGAGCAACCCCCACCAUUGGUUGCAAGGCCACCACCUCCGUUCCCUCAAAGAUUGCAGAAAGUAAAGGAUAACGCCGCCUAUAAAAAGUUUCUUGAUAUUUUGAAGCAGGUGCAAAUUAAUAUUCCAUUGGUUGACAUCUUACAAGAAGUUCCCAAAUAUGCAAAUUCAAGAAUUCAUGGCAAGUUGCCUCAGAAAUUGAAGGAUCCAGGUAGUUUCACUAUCCAAAUCUUGAUUGGUAAACAUGCUGUUGGGCAAGCUUUAUGUGAUCUUGGAGCAAACAUCAAUUUGAUGCCGCCAUCUGUGUUCAAACAGUUGGGGUUGGGUGAUCCACGCCCAACAACAGUUAUCUUACAGUUGGCUGAUCGCUCCCUUGCUCAUCCUGAAGGAGUGAUUGAAGAUGUGUUAGUUCAAGUGGGUUCUUUCAUAUUCCCUGCUGAUUUCAUUAUCUUGGAUUACGAGCCUAAUUAG
Molecule: messenger RNA, 723 nt
Organism: Nicotiana attenuata
Lineage: Eukaryota; Viridiplantae; Streptophyta; Magnoliopsida; Solanales; Solanaceae
Exons: 2
Coding region: 1-723 (240 amino acids)
Source: RefSeq, a predicted model, not a curated record